Nicotiana tabacum (common tobacco) is the source of this 561-nucleotide messenger RNA. RefSeq names its product F-box/kelch-repeat protein At3g23880-like. NCBI's taxonomy places the organism in Eukaryota, Viridiplantae, Streptophyta, Magnoliopsida, Solanales, Solanaceae. The record is from RefSeq and is a predicted model, not a curated record.
AUGAUUGAGGUUUAUAGCUUAAAAGCUAGUUCUUGGUCAACUAUACAAGGUUUUAAUAGUGGUUAUAUAAAUGGAAAGUUGGUUGUGUUUGCAAACGGGGCUCUUCAUUGGGAAGAAUGUUAUCGUCAUCGUUUGAGUGCUUCUUGGGAGAUUGUUACUUUGGAUUUGGCUGCAGAGAGAUUCGAAAAAAUAGCAUUGCCUAUUUAUGAAGAUGGAUGUAUUUAUUGGACAUUAGGUGUUUCAAGAGGGUAUUUAGUUGCUUGUUGUAACUAUGAUGAACCAAAUAGGGCAGACUUGUGGGUGAUGAAGGAGUACAGUAUCGAGAAAUCCUGGACUAAAUUGGUUACCAUCUCAUCACCCGUUGAUUGUAGGGGUUAUAUCUCACCGUUGUUUGCGGAAGAGAAUGGUGUUGAAGUUCUGCUGAAGCUUGGCGGAGAGAUAUCACUAUACAAUUCAAGAAAUGGAUCAUUCAAGCGACUUCACAGUUAUCUGUCGGGUGAUUUUCUUGAAUUUCAAGUGGCCACAUACUUUGAAAGCUUUGCUUCAUCUCAUUUUGAAUGA